Molecule: messenger RNA, 1353 nt
Organism: Neomonachus schauinslandi (Hawaiian monk seal)
Lineage: Eukaryota; Metazoa; Chordata; Mammalia; Carnivora; Phocidae
Gene: RIBC1
Product: RIB43A domain with coiled-coils 1
Exons: 6
Coding region: 214-1353 (379 amino acids)
Source: RefSeq, a predicted model, not a curated record
UGAGGAUACUGUCUGGCACCUGAUUGUGAGGCCUGAAUUAGGGUGGUGACAGCAUAGAUGUAGGGCACAGGUAUGAAAUAUAUCAGGAGGUAAAAUCAGUAGGAAUCAAUAACUGGUGUUAUUGGUGCUGUAGGAAGAAAGGAAGAGGGGUGGGGGUGUAGUCAAGGAUGGUGGUCAGCACUGAUUGGCCAUUCCACCCCACACUUGCUCCAGAUGUAUAAGGUAGACCUGUCAGCAGAUCCCAAGGAGGUGGCAGCCAUCGAGGCUAGAAGAAAUCGAGAAAAAGAGCGACAGAGCCGAUUCUUCAAUGUGCAGACCCGAGUCAUGGGGGUGGAUGUCAAAGCCCUCAACAGCCAAGUGGAAGAGCGAAAGCUUCGAGAGGCAACGGAACAGAGCAAGGAGGCAGCUUAUGGUACCUACCAGAAGCAGUAUGAUCUGGUAGCCCAGAUGCUAGAGAAGGAACAGGCAGAACGGACACGUCGGCUGGCCAAGAAACUCCAAAAAUUUCGGGAGCAAAAGCAGCAGCUCAAGAGCAGCCGAGAGUUUGACCUUUGGAAUUCUAGCCAACUCUGGAUGGAGUUUCCAGCCUGUCUGGGCCACAGUGAUCCCCCCUGUGGCCCAGCCAGCCUGCAGUGCUUUGCUGGGGAGGACCUGGAGAGGGCCACGUACCUGAAAAUGCAGCAGGAGCAGUUCAGAAACGGCCUGGAGAGGCAGCUGCAGGAGCAACGUCAAGUCAGGGCUGAUGAGAAGUGUACAGAUAUGCUCAAUGACCAGCUGCGCCUAGCCAUGGACAUGCGGGCCGCCCAACUGGCCAAGCUAGAGGAGUCCUGUCGCGUGGCCAUGAUGUCUGCCACGGCCAGUGCCAACAAAGCUCAGGCAGCUGAACUGGCUGAGCGACAGCGCCAUGAGUGGCAGCAUGAACAGGAGGCCAACUUCAUGGAGAUCCAGAACCAGAUCACGAGUGACCUACUGACGGAGAACCCCCAGGUUGCCCAGCACCCUAUGGCUCCCCACCGGGUCCUGCCCUAUUGUUGGAAGGGCAUGACUCCAGAGCAGAGAGCUGCCAUCAGGAAAGUCCAGGAGGUGCAAUACCAUGAAAAGGAGGCACAGCGCCAGGCUGACCAAGCACAGGAUGCCAAAUGGGAAAGCCAGAACUUUUGCUUGGCCCAAGCAACAAUGGAGCUAGAAGAGCAGGAGAGGGAACUUUGUGCUGAAUUUCAAAGGGGGCUGGGCUCCUUCAAUCAGCAGCUGGAUAAGGAGCAAAAAGCCCAGCAGAAUUAUCUGAAUUCUAUAAUCUACACCAAUCAACCUACGGCCCAAUACUACUUACAGUUCAACACCAGCAGCCGCUAA